Messenger RNA from Oncorhynchus masou masou (cherry salmon), 2590 nucleotides. RefSeq names its product RNA-binding protein 12B-like. Gene Ontology annotation, cellular component: ribonucleoprotein complex. The transcript is spliced from 2 exons. Gene Ontology annotation, molecular function: RNA binding. The coding region runs from base 159 to 1883 and encodes 574 amino acids. NCBI's taxonomy places the organism in Eukaryota, Metazoa, Chordata, Actinopteri, Salmoniformes, Salmonidae. The record is from RefSeq and is a predicted model, not a curated record.
GCAGCUCGUGCACAGUUAAUGUGGUCGGGCUCAUAAAGGGACAGUAUUUCGACCUAUCAGCAUCACACAAACUUACGAUAUAAAGGUUAAAAUACAGAGGAGCCAGAGUUGUUAUGGUUUUCAUCUGAUCUCAGGUUGCCAGAUAAAAGGAGUUCAAUAUGACCAUAGUACUUCGGUUGCAGGGUCUGAAUAUUAAGGCCGGGACUGAAGACAUACGCAGAUUCUUUACCAACUUGUACAUCCCGGAAGGUGGUGUAUAUAUUAUAGGAGGACACCUUGGUGAAGCGUUCAUUGUGUUCACUACAGAAAGAGAUGGCCAGCAUGCAAUAAGGCGCUCUGGAACUCUUCUUAGAGGGUCUCCGGUGACCCUACAUAUUAGUAGCAUCGCAGAACUGCAACGAAAAAUGGAGUCCAAACUACAGAGUGAGAAGCUCAUUCCAGAGUUGUUACCUGGGAAGAAGCCUUUGCUGCCCUUGCCCGACCCUGCCACAGCCCUACUGUUCGGCCUUGUUGCUGUUAUCCAAGGACUGCAAUCUAAUCAGCCAGGAGAGCACGGCAAAGCAACAGUAGCACCUGGUCCUGCACUCAGGGCCAAUAGCCCAGCUGUCGGUUGUGUGCUCAGGGCUGAUAACACAGCGGUGCCUGGGAGUGAGCUAAGGAGACCAGAUAAAGCUUACAGGCCAAGACCAGGCUACGUCAGGCUCUUUGGCCUGCCAAAGACUGUCACCAGCCAGGAGAUCUGCCACUUCUUUAAAGGCCUGUUGGUCCAGGAUGUGAUAGCUAAUGUGAAGCUGGGCGUGAGACAGGGCUGCCUUGUAAAGUUUGGGCAUGCCCAGGACGCAUGUGAUGCCCUAAGAUUCAACCACCAGCAACUGGGCCGCAUCAGCGUGGAGGUCCGUGGGGCCUCUGAGGAGAUGUGGAGCUAUGCCAUCCAGCAGUGUCAGAACCCUUCAUAUGACCCCUUGGAAAACCCCUUGUAUAGGCCCACAACCCAGAGAGAGAGAACCUCAUACAAGCCCCAAGAAAUGCCCUCAUAUACAAUCCAGAGAGAUGGACCCUCAUUAGAAUCCAAGGAAAUGCAGCACCAGGAAAGGGCAAGAACCUCAUACAGAACCCAAAGACAAAGCUUGUAUGAGCCUGCCAGAGAAAUACACAGGACUUGGGCCAAGAGGCGCUCUGAAGACAGAUCGCUGUCACGGUCACCGAAGAGGCCCAGAUCCUGUGAGUCCCUUUCACCGAGCGUGGAGUACUGUAUUAUGGCCAAAAAUCUAUCCAAAACAAUAACGAAGACUGAGAUAAAAGAAUUGUUUGGCUGUCCGAACAUCGCCAACAGCAAAAUAUUACACUUACUGUAUAAGGAUAGCGAGAGGACAGAUACAGCGUUUGUAAUAUUCGACCAAACGGAAGACUACGUUUAUGCUUUGAACCUCAACGGCUGCCAUGUUGGUUCCCAGGCCAUAGACGUCUCAUCUGUCACCAAGGAGAAGAUGCAAGCCAUGUUGUCAACUGGGAGACACCAUGGCAACCCCGAGACAACACCAGCAGUGUCAGAGCGAAGCGAGGAGAAACAUCAGAUUGUAAGACCCAGGGUGAGACCGUUUCCCACAGCACAGACAUGUGUAUACGUACGAAACCUCCAGUCAGACGUGACGAAAAUGGAAAUAAAAGAUUUUUUCUGCGACCUUCCUCUGACUGAACAGUUUAUCUACAUUCUGCGUGAUCAAGAUGGCAAUGGCAUCGGUGAGGCUGUGGCUCAGUUUAAAACGGAGGAUUUUGCCACACAGGCCCAGAAACAACAUGGCAAGACAUAUAUGGGGACCAGAGUGCUGCUCACCUGUAUCAGCUUCCAGCAGAUGGAGGACAUCUUGAAAAGGAAUGCAUGAGGAAAGAUGGCCUACUUCUCAUAUUUACAUUUGUUAUUUAGCAGAUGCUCUUAUAGAGGACUGCAGUCUAAUCAGCCAGGAGAGCACAACAAAGCGACAGCACACUUUUUUUCCUACUGGUCCCCCGUGGGAAUUGAAACCCAAACCUUAGCGUUGCAAGCGCCAUGCUAUACCAACUGAGAAAUACUGGACAACUGUUGACCAGAGCCACAUGGGGAUCUGGUUGGAAGUAGUGGACUCUAUGGGGAUAGGGUGUCAUCUGAGAUUGUCCCUAAAACUCUAAAGAUGGCACUUUAGGAUGGGCUCAUCACUGGAAUGAGCAUCCAUGAGUCGUAGUGGCUUUGAGAAGUGUUAACCCCAUACCCUCCAGUCAUCAAGUUACAUUUGGACAAGUCUAAACUGGAUAUGAGUCAAUAUCCAUUGUUAUUGAAUGAUUCCAAUUUUAAUUUCAAAACCUUUCAAUACCAAUGGUGGCAAAACAUUCUACACCUACAGGUUGAUUUAAAUGCAUUUCAAACUGCAACAGUGUGACAAUGUUUGAAAACCAGCAACAGGACAGCAUUUCUGUUCUCUUCUGACAUUCAGUAUUUCUUUCAUUGGAAUUUUCAUUCCAAAUAUUACUUUAUGAAACCAAUGUUUAUUUUUGUCACUAAUUAAAUGUUACAAAAAUGCCCUGAUUUUGAUUCAAACUCCUUAAAUAGUUUAAU